This is a messenger RNA of Lasiodiplodia theobromae, 2538 nucleotides long. Its product is annotated as Qde-2-interacting protein. The record is from RefSeq and is a predicted model, not a curated record. NCBI's taxonomy places the organism in Eukaryota, Fungi, Ascomycota, Dothideomycetes, Botryosphaeriales, Botryosphaeriaceae. Bases 1 to 2538 code for a protein of 845 amino acids. The transcript has 3 exons. Gene Ontology annotation, molecular function: RNA binding. Gene Ontology annotation, cellular component: nucleus.
AUGCAUUCGUCACGCGCAGAGAGGCUGUUGGACCUGCUCAACGAUGAUAUUCUCGCCUUGCCCAUAGCUUCCUCGCCUCGCGUCGAUCCUGAACCUCACCAUAACGGCCAAAAAGAACUGACGCCCAGCGAGUGCGAAGGCUCACCAGAGCCCAACUCCAACGACAAGGCCCCCGUUUCCGUCGCGGAACAGAAAAUCGAAGCUCUUGCAGAAGCCCUUUCUCUCCGAGACCGCUCGCCCUCGCCCGACGGCUCCACAGUCUCUCACGAGCCCGACCGCUCCGAAAGCUCCCACGAACCCGACCCUCACGAGGACUCGCCGGCUGUCGAUUUGUGCCGUGGUGAUCUUGCUCCCUGGGGCGAAGCCUACGUCUCCAUCAAGGCCGCCAGCCAAUUUCCCUACAAGUUCUUGAAUCGUGCCUACUCCGACCAAGUUGCCAAGAAGUUCUUUGACCGCAAUCAGUUUUGGAGCAGAGACUGGGACCUGUACUACGUCUGGCCUCCUGCCGACCUCGCAAGCAAGCCACUCGUCCUCAUAACCCUCACGCAGUUCCAGCUCCUCGUUCAUGAAAUCAACCAAUACAAGCGCCACAUCGACUUCCAGCUGACCGACCACCACCGUGACUGCGGCCUAAUUCUCGAUAUUCCCCAUCGUGCCUUUACUCCACGCUAUCUCGGCUUCUCUUCAUCGCGUGACGAGUACAACGACAUGGAGCAGCACAGGGUGCCUCCGCCGAGCUACAAGGCUCCUGGUGAGCCUGCCCUCCCUUCUGCCGACAAGCCCACCAUCGAGGCCUACAAGGCUAUGAUCGAAGAGACCCUUCAGCUCAACAAGGCGAAAAGCAAAGCUGCCAAGGCGAAGCGCAAGGAACAGCGCAUCACUCAUCAGCAGAAUUGGGGUCGCCUGCUCAAGAGGACCCAACGCUACCUGGGCCUCCGCCCUGACAAGGGCGACGGCUAUAACCCGCUGGAGGACGCCACUCUCAACUGGGCCGACCUCCAAGCUGCCCAGGCCGCCCGCAAGCUACCUCCCGUCGACGCUGAGAAGCCGGCUCCCUUCCUCUUCGACAAGAAUGUAAUCUUCAUCAGCGUUGACAUUGAGGCCUUCGAGCUGGAUACCAGCAAGAUCACCGAGGUCGGAGUUGCUACCCUUGAUGUGCUGGACAUCAUCGACGUACCUCCCGGCAAGGACGCCAAAAACUGGUUCGACAAGAUACGGGCCCGCCACUUCCGUAUCCACGAACACGCUCACCUGGAGAACUACCGCCACGUCGCCGGCUGCGCUGGCAGCUUCGAGUUCGGCACGAGCGAAUUCGUGCGUCUCGCCGAAGCCCCGUCCAUCGUCGCCUCGUGCUUCCGGCCGCCCUUCUCCGCCGAGCUGACCCCCGCCGAAUCCCAGCGCCUCUGGUCCGCCAACGGCGACGAAAGCUCCUCCGCUGCCCAGCAUGACGACCCCUCCGUCGUCAACGCCGACGGCAAGCGCAAUCUCAUCUUCGUCGGCCACGAUCCCAACCAGGACGUUAAGUUCCUGCAGAAGCUAGGCUACAACCCGCUCAACCUGUCCAACCUGCUCGAAAUCAUCGACACCAAGCUCCUCCACCAGCACUGGAAGCGCGACCCGCAGGGCACAUCCCUCGGCAAGAUCCUGGCGGACCUCGACAUCGUCGGCUGGAAGCUGCACAACGGCGGCAACGACGCCGUCUACACGCUGCAAGCACUCCUCGCGCUCGCCGUCCGCGAAUCCACCGUCCGCGGCACCAAGGAGGUCGAGGAGCAGCGCAAGCAAGACCAGCAGAAGCGCAUGGCCGACGCCAUCGCCGACGCCGUCACGCGCAUCACCGACGACGCCGACGGUUGGAGCAGCGCCGGCGAGGGCGACGACGGCGGGAAUCCCAAACCCGUCAAUGGCACCACCACCGCAGAGAACCACAACAUCAAUGGCAGCGGUGGCGGUGGCGGUGUUCCGUACGUCCCGCCCCCCGGCCUCGAUAACCCCGCCGAGAGCGACUGCAUCUUCGUCGGCAACCUGCCUUACCGCGCUACGCCCGAGGACGUCGUGGCCUUCUUCGCCAAGUACGGCACCAUCACGGACGUACAUCUUCCCAUCAACCACGCCACCGGCCACACCAAGGGCGUCGCCUACGUCAGCUUCGGCUCUCCGGUCGAGGCGAAGAACGCGUUUGAGAAGAGUAAGGGCGCGGAGUUCUGGAGUCGUCCGAUCCGCGUGGAUAUGGCGCCGCCGAGGGAGAAGAAGGGUGGGAGGAGUGGCGGGAGCAACACUAAUGGCGGUGGUCCAAGGAGCCAGAGGUCGAGCAGGAGUGGUACGCCGGUUCCCAGGACGGGAAACGGUGCGGCGGUGAGGAUCACAGAUCCGGCGGCUCGUUCGGCGCUGCAGGGUAAGCGGCAGCAGAAUGGUGGGAUGGUUGAGGCUGAGAAUGGUGACCGUGGUGCUGGUGGAGGAAGUGCUGCUGAUGCGGACUUGCUCACUGGCCCGACGAAGCAGUACUCCAAGCAGGAGUUGCCGCACGAUUGGUGGUGA